This is a messenger RNA of Amaranthus tricolor (Joseph's coat), 644 nucleotides long. RefSeq lists its product as uncharacterized. The transcript has 4 exons. The coding region runs from base 75 to 467 and encodes 130 amino acids. Lineage: Eukaryota; Viridiplantae; Streptophyta; Magnoliopsida; Caryophyllales; Amaranthaceae. The record is from RefSeq and is a predicted model, not a curated record.
CAUUGCUCCAGACAUGGAUCUAUGAGUACUUUCCCGCUUUCCGCCCUCAUCCUCGCCGAGAAGAUGUGCCAAACAUGACUAGGGCGGACAUGUGGACAACGAAGAAACCAUGUCAUGAGGCGGACAGGCUGAGGGACUGCCGCAGGGUUCUUGACUCAAUGACGGAGACUCAGGUGGAAUGGACUCCCUACAAUUCUUCUCCUAGUGCGUUGCUGAAUGAGCACCCACACACCACCGUCAUCGGGGGUAUCACGUGCUUUGAUGUCUUCGAGGUGUAUUUGCUGGAGCGGACAUUGCGACAGAUCGGGUUCGUGCAAGCUAUUUCUCCCACUCCUAUGAGACCAGCCAAGGCUCUCCGACCGGCACACGGGACUUUGUCGGGUUUGUUCCUUCAGAGGCUGAACCUAAUUACGUUGACUGGUUCAGAGUGUGCUCGCACCCAUACAUCGCCCCCGACGAAGGGCUGACUUCCGGUCCUGGUCCUUCUCAGAGCAGAGCUGAAUACUUCCUGAAUGAAUGGCUCAGUAGAUUCGCUCCAGUGGCAAGAUGAUCCAAGUACGUGUGGUGGUUGAAGAAAUUAUGCACGAAAUGGAUUUAACACACAAACACAAGGGGAUAUUCCAAGAUUGUUAUAACAAUGCCUU